Messenger RNA from Panicum hallii, 1440 nucleotides. RefSeq names its product acyl transferase 15-like. The transcript has a single exon. The record is from RefSeq and is a predicted model, not a curated record. NCBI's taxonomy places the organism in Eukaryota, Viridiplantae, Streptophyta, Magnoliopsida, Poales, Poaceae. The coding region runs from base 40 to 1320 and encodes 426 amino acids.
GACAAGAUGCGCCUUGGAUAGUUAUUAGUCCGUGGAAAAAUGAGCCAAGUGGUGAGGAAGUCCUCACCGGUGGUGGUUCGGCCAUCGCCGGAGCCGGGGACGACGAGGGACACCAUAAAACUCUCGUGUUUCGACAAGGGUCUGUACAACAUGCCAGCCACAACGUUGCUCGUGUUCGAGCAUCCCCUCCACAACGCUGCCGAGACCAUAAGGGGUGCACUGUCCCGAGCACUGGCCCACUACUACCCUAUUGCCGGUCGCAUCGUUGUUGUCGGAGGAGGCGGCGGCGACGGCGACGAUGUCUACAUCGAGUGCAACGACGAGGGCUUGGCAUUCAUAGCUGCGCACACUGAUCACGCCCUGAAGGAACUCAUGUGCUUCGACCGGUCGCCGGGCGCAAGGAAGCUGCUCGACGAGCUCGCCGUCUACUACCCAGGCAUGUCCUGUGGCCCCGGUGACCCUCUGCUGCUGAUGCAGGUGACCGAGUUCUCGUGCGGCGGCUUCGUACUCGGCGUGACCUGGAACCACGGGGUCGCCGACGGCGCCGGGAUGGGCCAGCUCUUGCAGGCCGUCGCCGAGCUCGCCGGUGGGUUGCCGUCGCCGUCCGUCGCUCCGGUGAGGUGCGACGGUUCGCUCCCUAGGCUUCCUCCUUCCGCCCUCGAAGCGCAGCAGCACCUGCUGAGCCUCGAUCCGCUGGGCGACGACCUCGCCAUUCUGGACAUCACGAUCCCCAAGGAAUCAAUCGACCGUGUCAGAGCUGACUUCAGCAGCAGUUUCCAUGGCCAGCCGUGCACCACGUUCGAGGCGGCCCUCGCCGUCCUGUGGCGGUGCCGGACGCGCGCGAUCAGGCCGGAGCCAGAGACACCGACCCUGCUCGUGUUCCUCGCCGACAUGCGCAAGCACGCCUGCGCGAAGGAAGGAUAUUACGGCAACUGCAUCGUCGAGCAGCUGGUCAUGGCGAAGAGCAGCGCGGUGGCGGAGGGAGACGUCAAGGACGUAGUCAUGGCGAUCAGGCGCGCUAAGGAUCAAUUGCCUGACCGGCUGAAGAAGGACGAAGGCGUGGUGGGCCAGCAGGAGCUGCGCGAGCUGCGCGCGUACGAUACCUUGACCGUGACGUCGUGGCGGAACCUUGGCUUCGACCGGGUGGAUUUCGGGAGCGGGAGGCCGGCGAGGGUGACAGCCUCCGGGAAGGAUCUGCCGCCGUCGCCAGGCGCGGUGGGAUUCCUGUGCGAUGGGAGGGGUGGGGUCAGUGUGCUGUCUGAUUUGGUGAGGCAGGAGCACGCUGACGCUUUCCUGGCAGAAUUAGCCAAGUUUAUGUGAGAUAUACUUUCUGUAUUGUUUUUUAAGCUACAAAUUGGAAGCAUAAAAUUCUUGUUAGGUGUUUUCCAUUUCUUUUAAUUUUUGUUUGUUGUAAUGCUAUGAAUCGUGUCGUGGUUUCGA